GCAUUCGCCAGUAUGGCACCUAUUCAAUUGAAAAUACCAAAAACAUCACAAAAACAAGACGAAGGUUCGCGGUGGACCAUAUAUCACAUUGAAGUAUGCUUUCCCAAUAAUUUACGAAGAAUCGUCUUUCGAAGAUUCAGCGAAUUUGUUAGUUUAGAUGAAAAAAUCCGACCUUUUGAUGAUAUGGGAGCGUUGCCGAAUCUUCCUUCUAAGUCUUGGUUUCAGUCAACUGUGACAAAUGAAGGAUUUCGUGAAUCUCGUCGAGUAGCUCUUCAGGGGUAUAUAAAAGCAUUAAAUAAAAGUCCUUGGAUAGAAAUGGGAGAAGUUAAGAGUUUUCUAAACUUAGAAAAUAAUUUUGAUAAUGCCUCAAAAGAAAGUAGCCUUGGCCCUGUUGAAUGGAUGCAAUUGUUUCAUGAAUGCAAACGUGAUUUGCAUGCUUCAAGGGUUGACUUGCUUUCAAAAAAGAACAGCACCAUUUAUGGGCAGAAAAGAAGCGUAUACAAUGCGAAGAGGUCAAUUGAUCUUCUAUUUUCUUCACUUCAUCGUCUCGAACAAAUGAACGCCGUUGGUUCUGGUGAAGUGUUUCGCAGACGUGAUAUGUUGGAUAAACUUUCUUCAGAGCUUUCAUCGUAUCAAAAAUUAAUGAGGAAUUUAACACGGCCUGCGAGCCCUCCCGCAUCCUCUGCCGAAGUCACUGCUAGCUCCAGCCCAGGUUCACCAUUCAAGCCUAUAUCGUCUUCAUCCGAUCAACAGAAUUCUCUUCGUUCUACUCCUUCUUCGAAUCGCGUUUUAGGUAAAAACCACUCACAGGAGACAUCAACCACCAGAAAGCUUGAUAAUGUUGGUCUUUACCAACUACAAAACCAAGUAUUGACGAGUCAAGAUACUCAAGCGGAAGCAUUACUACCUUCGAUUCAACGACAAAAGGAGAUUUCGAUGGCAAUUAAUAACGAAGUCAUCGAACAAAAUGCCAUGCUGGAUGAUGUAGCGCAUGGAACCGACAAGAACCGUAAGAAAAUGCGCAAAACGAAAGAUCGUCUUCGUCAAUUAGGCUGAAGCAAAAGAUAUGGGGUUUAUUUAUUUACUUAUUUAUUUGAACGCUAAUAUCGUUUUACUUAUCUAUCACCGAGCUUCAAAGGAACCACAAUGGUUUAAUGAUGAUAUGCGCCUUAAUCUAUCCAUUUCAUUUUCUCUUAUUUUAUGUGAAGAACAGUUUCAUCCCUUUCUUCGUUUUAAUAAUUUAAAUUUCCCCAUAUUUGAUGUAUAAUGUCUGUUCGCCAACCGGUAUUUCUGUUUAACAUUUUGUUUCACGAUUUU
Messenger RNA from Schizosaccharomyces octosporus yFS286, 1317 nucleotides. Its product is annotated as vacuolar SNARE Vam7. Gene Ontology annotation, molecular function: phosphatidylinositol binding. Lineage: Eukaryota; Fungi; Ascomycota; Schizosaccharomycetes; Schizosaccharomycetales; Schizosaccharomycetaceae. The record is from RefSeq and is a predicted model, not a curated record. Bases 13 to 1056 code for a protein of 347 amino acids. The transcript has 2 exons.